Molecule: messenger RNA, 8134 nt
Organism: Rhineura floridana
Lineage: Eukaryota; Metazoa; Chordata; Lepidosauria; Squamata; Rhineuridae
Gene: ATP13A3
Product: ATPase 13A3
Exons: 33
Coding region: 536-4363 (1275 amino acids)
Biological process (GO): intracellular calcium ion homeostasis; polyamine transmembrane transport
Cellular component (GO): late endosome membrane
Molecular function (GO): ATP hydrolysis activity; ATP binding; polyamine transmembrane transporter activity
Source: RefSeq, a predicted model, not a curated record
GGCGCGUCCUGACGUCACAUCCGCCGGAGCGCGGGCGGAGCCGGUUGGGCGCUCAUCGCCGCCGGUGGCGCAGCCGGGCGACCGCCCUCCCCCCGCUGGGCGCGCACGCGGAGGAGCCCCCCCCGGGCCUCCGCUGCCUCGUCCUCCGGCGGUCGGGAAGGCGGAAGGGAGGAAGGACCAGCCAGGCACCGGCAGCAGGUGAGGAAGCCGCGCAGGAGGGCCGGAUCCCCGGACGUCGCUUCGGAGCGGCUGACACGUGGAGGGGGCCUGGGCCUCGCAGCGGCAGAGGGACAGAGGGAGAAGGGCGUCCCCGGGGUCGCGGCGGCGGCGACCGGCUGCUUCCUCCUCCUCGGGACCCCCCCCCAUUUGGCGUCUUUUGCCGGCAACGGCGGUGGGUUUCCCGGCGCAGGGCUGAGUCCCAGCCGGCUGGUUUGGCGGACACGUGCGCGUGUGGCGCCCCUUCCUGCCCGGCACACGGGCGGGCCCUUCUUCCCCCAGGACAGGCCUUCCUGUGUCUGACCACAUUACGUUGAACAUGGAAAAUGAGGAAGAGUUAGUGAAUAAAGGCGAGGAAGAUGAGAUGAAGAUUUAUGGCUACACGUUUUGCCGGUGGAAGCUGGUCCUCGUGGCGGGGGGGGUGCUCUGCACGGGCGGCUUCCUCCUCCUCCUCCUCUAUUGGAUGCCUGAGUGGCGGGUGAAAGCGACAUGCAAAAGGACUUCGCUGAGAGGCUGCAAAGUGGUGCUGCUGAGGACCACCGAUGAAUUCCAGAUAUGGUUUUGUGCAAAGGUUCGCAUUGUGCUUUCUUUGGGACCAAAUCUGUUGCAGACCCCAAAAUAUGUGUCGGAGAAGAUGAGAAAUGGCUGCAGUGGUCAUUUAUGCAUAAAUCCGGCUGAAGAGACAGGAAAUGAUUUGGACAGAUGCUCCCAGGCUCACCUACAAGAGAUCCGUUAUUUCACCCACCACAGUGUGAAGUAUUUCUGGAACGAUGUGGUACAAAACUUCAGCAUCAUAAAGGGUCUGGAUGAAUCUACUUCCUGUUCUUCAAUUCACAAUGAACACAGUGCAGGCCUCACAAAGGGGAUGCAAGAUUACAGAAAAUUAUUCUAUGGAGUAAAUGAAAUUGCCGUGAAAGUGCCUUCCGUUUUUAAACUUUUGAUUAAGGAGGUUCUCAACCCUUUUUACGUUUUCCAGCUGUUCAGUGUGAUUUUGUGGAGCACAGAUGAAUAUUACUACUAUGCAGCAGCAAUUGUGAUAAUGUCUCUGAUAUCCAUUGUUAGCUCACUGUAUACCAUCCGGAAGCAAUACAUGAUGCUGCAUGACAUGGUGGCGGCUCAUAGCAUCGUCCGGGUAUCGGUCAGCAGAGCAAACCAAGGUGUGGAAGAGAUCCUUUCCACGGACCUUGUCCCUGGAGACGUCAUAGUGGUCCCUCUGAAUGGGAUGAUCAUGCCUUGUGAUGCGGUGCUUACCAGCGGAACCUGCAUCGUCAACGAAAGCAUGUUGACAGGCGAAAGUGUUCCUGUGACAAAGACCAACCUGCCACAUCCCACCACGGAGCCCAAAGGAGGCCCGGAAGACGAAGUGUACAGUCCUGAAGAGCACAGGAGGCACACGUUGUUCUGUGGCACGACCGUCAUCCAGACUCGCUUCUACACUGGAGAGCUUGUCAAAGCCAUUGUGGUCAGAACAGGCUUCAGCACUUCUAAAGGGCAGCUGGUCCGUUCCAUCUUGUACCCAAAGCCAACGGAUUUCAAGCUCUACAGAGAUGCUUACUUGUUCUUGCUCUGCCUUGUGGGGGUGGCAGGUGUUGGAUUCCUCUACACGGUCGUCAUCAGCAUUCUCCACGAGGUUGCAGCCCACAUCAUUGUCAUUGAGUCUCUGGACAUCAUCACCAUCACGGUGCCCCCAGCUCUUCCUGCUGCAAUGACUGCGGGGAUUGUUUAUGCGCAAAGGAGGUUGAAGAAAACUGGAAUCUUCUGCAUUAGCCCUCAAAGGAUCAACAUUUGCGGACAGCUAAAUCUUGUGUGCUUUGACAAGACAGGCACUCUAACUGAAGAUGGCCUGGAUCUUUGGGGGAUCCAAAGGGUUGAAAAUGCUCGUUUCAUUUUGCCAGAACAAAACGCUUGCAGUGAGAGUUUGGUCAAGUCUCCCUUUGUUGCUUGCAUGGCAGCCUGUCAUUCCCUGACAAAAAUCGAAGGAGUCCUUUCAGGAGACCCGCUUGACCUGAAGAUGCUCGAAGCCACGGGAUGGAUUCUCGAAGAAGCGACAGAAGAGGAAACAGCCCUUCAUAACCGGAUUAUGCCCACUGUUGUCCGACCGCCCAAGCAGCUUCUCCCGGGCCCAAGCCCUGCAGCCCCAAAAGAAAUGGAGCUCUUCGAGCUUUCGGCCAGUUACGAAAUCGGCAUUGUGCGGCAGUUUCCAUUUUCUUCUGCUUUGCAACGGAUGUGCGUGGUGGCAAGAGCCCUUGGGCAGAAGCGGAUGGAUGCCUACGUGAAAGGGGCGCCAGAGGUGGUCGCUGGGCUGUGCAAGCAAGAGACCGUACCUGUUGAUUUUGAAAGAGUGUUGGAAGAGUACACCAGGCAGGGCUUCCGGGUCAUCGCUCUUGCUCACCGAAGGCUGGAAUCCAAACUGACCUGGCACAAAGUCCAGAAUGUUGGCCGAGAUGCCAUUGAGGGCAACUUGGAUUUCAUGGGUUUAAUUGUAAUGCAGAAUAAGCUCAAGCAAGAAACCCCGGCUGUGCUUGAGGUUUUGCAUAAAGCCAACAUCCGGACCGUCAUGGUUACAGGUGAUAAUAUGCUGACUGCCAUCUCUGUGGCCAGGGAUUGUGGAAUGAUUCUACCUCAAGACAAGGUGAUCAUUGCUGAAGCGCUACCUCCAAAGGAUGGGCAGACAGCCAGGAUCAACUGGCAUUAUGCAGAUGCCCUUGCCAAAGGCCCUGAUUCCUCACCAGCCAUUAACUCAGAGGAUAUUCCUAUUAAAUUGGCCCAGGAGAGACUUGAGGACCCCCAAAUGACCAAAUACCACUUUGCUAUGAACGGGAAGUCCUUUGCGGUGAUCCAGGAGCACUUUCAGGAUCUUGUCCCAAAGCUUGUAUUGCAUGGCACAGUGUUUGCUCGCAUGGCCCCGGAGCAGAAAACGCAGCUGGUGGAGGCUUUGCAAAAUGUAGACUACUAUGUGGGCAUGUGUGGCGAUGGGGCAAAUGACUGUGGGGCGCUGAAGCGGGCGCAUGGUGGCAUUUCCCUGUCGGAGCUGGAGGCGUCUGUGGCAUCUCCAUUCACCUCCCGGACCCCCAGCAUCUCCUGUGUGCCAAGCCUGAUCAGGGAAGGCCGUGCUGCGCUAAUAACGUCCUUCUGCGUGUUUAAAUUCAUGGCUUUGUACAGUAUUAUCCAGUACGUCACUGUCACCCUCCUUUACUCUAUCCAGAGCAACUUGGGAGAUUUCCAGUUCCUCUUCAUCGAUCUUGCAAUAAUUUUGGUGGUGGUCUUCACCAUGAGCCUCAAUCCUGCCUGGAAGGAGCUUGUGGCACAGAGGCCGCCUGCCGGUCUCAUCUCGGGGGCCCUCCUGUGCUCUGUUCUGUCUCAGAUCCUCAUCUGCCUUGGCUUCCAGACCCUGGGAUUUCUAUGGGUCAGGCAGCAGCCCUGGUACGAGACCUGGACCCCACACUCGGACGCGUGUGACGUGUCGAGAGCCCCCUUUGCCAACGCAUCGCAGGACAAGAAUGAGUCUGUUCACGACGAGCACAACAUCAGGAACUACGAGAAUACGACUGUGUUCUUCAUCUCCAGCUUCCAGUACCUCAUUGUCGCCGUUGCCUUUUCUAAAGGGAAGCCCUUCAGGCAGCCUUGCUACAAAAACUAUCUCUUCGUGGUUUCUGUCAUUGUUCUUUAUGCCUUCAUACUUUUCAUCAUGUUGCACCCAGUGAAGUCCAUUGAUUGGUUCCUUGAGCUGGUCUGUGUGCCACAUCACUGGCGAGUCACAAUUCUCCUCAUCAUUGUCAUCAAUGCCGUUGUAUCAAUUCUGGUGGAGAAUUUCCUCCUUGACACGGUCCUUUGGAAAGUUGUCUUCAGCCGAGACAAGCGAGGGGAAUACUGCCUUGGCUCCUCCUCCUCCUCCUUCAUCACCACCUCUUCCUCCUCCUCCUCCUCCUCCUCCUCCCACCCAUCGCAGGGGGUGUUGGAGCGCUGCCGAGGGUGUGCCAUUCCCUCUCUGCUGGGCUGCAGGAAGAAGCCUCCAAAAGCCAAAUACAUGCACCUGGCGCAGGAGCUGCUGGUGGACCCCGAGUGGCCGCCCAAGGCCUGCACGACGACAGAGGCCAGAGCCUCAGCCCACGAGAACGGCUCCUGCCAAAUCAUCACCGCAACGUAGCAGUGGACUGAGCACGUUCAUUCCGGACUGCUGGGCUGGCCCCACUUUGCUGCCUUGGAGACAGACCUUUCUACAAGCGAUGCAAAAUGUUGGUGUUUUUUCAGCUGGCUUCCCAGAGCUUUGUUCCAUCAGCCAGUUCUAUGUUCGAUAAAUACUUUGGGGCCCUUCAGGGGAUCUCUGGGUUCAGGGCAGGCAAGCCUUUGAUCUUUGAUGAAACAAAGGUUGUUCCUCCUGCCUGCAGUUGGACUGCAGGACUCUCAAAGUAAGACGAUGAAGGCUGUGAGUCGCUUCCACCACCAUUCCUAUCAGGGCGAAAGUGUUUGCCCAAACUUGGUGCUAGAUUACACUAGUCCGACUGUGUCAGCGUAGAAUGCCCUACGUAGCCUAGCCCAGCCUCACUGCACAGAGAAGGAGCUGGACGUCAUGGCUGGUCUCCAGAUGCCUUGCCCGUUUCCCCCUCAGCUGGAGGAAGGAAGAACAGUGCCCCCUCUUGCCUCCCCCUGUGCCCUGGCCUGGCCCUCCCAGCUUCCAACUCAGCUGAGCCUGGGCUGCAGGCUCUGUGAAGGAAAGAUGCAAAGGAUCCACGCUUGCUCGCCCUUGAUCAAAGCCUCCACAUCCUGCACAAGUGCUUUAAAUCUGCUGAGGCCGCUAUAGACCCCAGACUUGUCUGUGUGUUGUGUGUGAGCACGCAAAAGGAGCACACACGCACACACACAGUUGCUAGUGGGGUAAAUGCAGGUGAAACAUUGAGCAACUCCAAGGUCGCAGAUGUCAAUUGGCCUCUUUCUACUUUCUGGAUAAGCGGAGGGUGCCUUGACCCCAGUGGCUGCACCUUCAUCUUCCCACCAUGAGGUGGUGCUACAGGGGCCUUCAUGAGAUGGCCGAGGUGAUGGCCACUGUUCCGUAGCAGCAGGGGGGAUGCACAACGGAAGCUCUUAGUAGCAGGAAGAGUCCCAAUUCUUACCCAGUGCAGGCACGCCUGUCUCCCUUGAGACAGACGCCCACAUGUGCACCCACUGCCACCCUUAAUACAGGGGCUUUGGGUUUAAAGCUCUGUGUGUGCACAUGAGUCCAAGACAGAGCACCAAAUCCAGGGGACCCUGAUCUGUGCUGAGGGUGGGAUAGGAGGUGGGGAUGGUGCUCUUUGGCUUGGUCCAAAAUGUCUCUGUGCCUGUAAAACCUUCAAAAAGGAAUAGCCCCCCACUGACUGCAUCUCUUUUGGAUGGCAACUAAACAACAAUACUGUAACUUCUGUCGUUUUAUACCUCAACGGAAAAGACUGGGCGUGUUGGGGAGACAGGAUGAGAGGCCGGAGGCCAGGAUGCACCAGCAUCUUGCAGGAGAGGAAACGGCCCAAGGCGUGGGCUAUGCCAGGCCCUCCCGCUCUCCUGGCUAUAGAGUCCUGCUUCCCGCUCCUCUUCCUGUGUCUCGUAGGGCCUGGUCCACAAGAGUGCAAAUGCUUUUGGCCCCGCCUGUUCCCUUUGUGAGCGGCUGUGCUCUGCACUGCCUGCCAGCUGCAGGCCUUUCCCAGACACAGAGCGCUUGGUUUGCAGUCUCUCAUUCUCACAAUGGUGCUAAAUCGUGGAGGAAGGUUGGGAUUUGGAAUUCUAACACCUCAGGGUGCCUACGAAUCUGCUGUCCCUGGCGAAGGUUGGCUGCUGUUGAGUUUUGUAUCAGCCCAAGGUGGGAAGGAGAGGAGCCUGUUGAAAUCAUUUCCCCUGCCAUACUUAAAAUAUAUCCAGUUAUUUUAUUUCAGUAGAAGACAUUAAUGAAGCUAUGCAUCAUUUGACCUUGGAACUGUGACUUGCAAGCACUUCGUCUAAUUGUACAGUAACCAUGUGUGCUUGUGUGUGUGAGAGAAGAGUGUUUUGUGGACAGAAAGAUGCAGGGGAGAGCCUUGAUCACUUGUGUCUUUCACACCGUGUUGCGUGUUGUGCUUCUUCCCCCACAUUUCCCAUUAAAAAAACUGCUGGGAAGCAAAAAUGAGGGAAUAUUAUGGACAGCCUAGGAUCUUGGAGCAGGGGAAAGCAAUUUGUAAUGGGGGGGUUGGGAAAAAGAAGGAAGCUGGCCCUUGGGAGCUUAAUGUGGAUUUGCACUGCGUCAGCUGUGCAGAGGGUUCCCAGCACCUCUGUGAAAUUCCCAGAAAUCCCUGCAUCGUUCCUGUUGAGUUGAGUUUGAAAGGAAGGUUUGUCUUCUCACGUCUGCAGGAAGUGGCUGGCAUCUUAACUCUGGUUCCACCAUGCUGGAAAAUUCAGCUUGCACACCAGAUUUCUGAGUGGGUGACUUUUUUUAAAAAAAGACUCCUUUUCUUGUUGAAUCUACCUUGAAAGCUUGUGAAUUCAGGUGAACAAAACUUUAAUGGGCCCCUUCAGCACUCUGCUGAGGUCUGUCUUUUAUCUUUCUGCAGCGAAGUCCAGUGUCACAAUGAUAACUUGGAUUCAGUGUUCCUUAUUAAAUUAUUUGUGUUUUGCAGACCUAAAAUCUAAAUUCGUUCAUUGUUGUGUUAGGACUGUAAAUAAGGCCAAUUAAAUAUUAUUAAUUUUAUUUUUAUUAUUAUUAUUAUUUAUGCACAUACCUAAAGGACUAGCUCAAGAAAACAGCAACUGUUGCUUAAAAAAGAUAACCAGAUUUUUUAGAUGAUAUCUCCCGGAGGGUUGUUUUUAAAGCUUUGCUUUCCCAUGAUAAUGAAUUGUAGCUGUAUAGGAUCUUCGGGUGUCUCCCCCCCAUCUGUCGAACCAUUCUCCUCUCUCUUGGUGUGUGCAGUGCUGGUGAUGGAGGGACACGUGGUGCACAUCUCUUGCCAGCUGUGCAAACAGACAGAGCCUCACGUCUCUGGGGAGCUGUUUGCCCCAGGAGAGUGGCCACUGGUGGUUGCUUCUGAGGAAAGUGCACGUGGCACUUUGCUCCCUCCCUCCCCACCCCCAGACUGUCGUCAGGCCCCCUGGCAUUCGUCUUCCAGCCUUCAGGAUGGAGCCUGCAUGGUAGGGUGUGGGGGUGUCCUUUUCGAUAUUGGAGCGCUAAAAUUCUACUGUAAAAUAUGGUGCAAAUAAUGCUUGAUUAGAAAGUGGCAAAAGCAGCUACUAAACAAAGAUUUCAUUUCUUACUGCAGUCUUUAAAUUGGAAACUUAACAAAUUGCACUCGUUUUUAAUUUAUUUUUUUUAAGUAGAGUGUUUAUGAAGAUUGCGCUGAUCAGUUUACUCUAACUGGAUGAGUUAGUCUACUGUAGUAUUAUGUCUGUAUAUACAGUAUCCGUAUUAAAGAGAUGAAUCCUCUUUCUCAAUGCUGCAAGUUCUUUCUUCUUAAAUGCCUUCCUUGAUUGUAUCAGGUCUUGAGACUGUAGAAGAGCUUCAUGAUUUUAUCCGUCAAAAAUCCAAUUCUAAAGUUAAAUGUUUGUAUAUUUGAUGAAAAUAUUUAUUUAAUGGCUUCUACAUGCUAUAUAUGCCAUAUAAUGUCAGCCUUUUAAAAUAACUAUUUCCAAUGAACUUCCAAACCCUCGGAUAGAUUAUGUAGCCCCGCCUCCAAAUCCUCCUCAGGUUAAGUCAUGCCAUUGCUUGACAGGACCCCAUUGUCUUAGAAUGUUCUAGAAAUUAGAAAUUUAUCUUUUUGUUUAAGGAGUGACUCUGCAUCUUCCUACAUAAAACAUGUUUUUUGCUGCUUUUAUAAUGGUACCCAGUUGUAAUAAAGGCAUUUUUGUGAAAUUGUACAUAGUAAAUAGCCUUGUAAACUUUUUUUGUGAUUUAACCUAUUUGAAAUAAAAACGUGAUUCGCUU